CCACGUCAGCAGGCCACGUCAGCAGCAAGGGAUACCUCAUCACCAGGCCCCGGCCGGUCUAUGCUGUUGAGAUCUCAAACACCAGUCAUGGACCAGAGGCCCGGAGAAGCGGACGAGGCCUAUCAGGCCCGCAUGCUGGCCUGGAGUACCGAGACUAAGAAACGAGCAGAUGGCGCUGCAGCAGCAGCGAAGAAGAAGGCAGAAGAUGCCGAACAGGCACGUCUGCUGGCACUUGAACAACGGCGCCAGCAUGACGAGGCAACAACAAGGGCUGCCGAUGAAGAAAGAACACAGCGUCAUGAGAAAAUAUUUAUCGGAGAGCGGGCAUUACUUACCAUGGCAGCAGAAUGGCGAACCGAGGCCGAGAAUAACCAGUUGGAGGAUAGCGCAAACAAGGUAGCGCUCCUCCUCUCGCAUCUCACGGAUCUCCUGGCAACCUGCAUUACACAGCAGGCAGAGAUCCUUGGUCUCGACAGAUCUCUAGCUCACCUCCAAGACCGUUUUCAGCGGUUGGAGCAGCGACCAGUCGCCGCCGCCGACGCAGGCUCUUCCAAUACUGCCGACCGCCUCAAUGCAUUGGAGAUGCACGUCGGCUCCCUCCAGGACGGCGCACAGUUACAGCAGACCGUGACGCAACAGUUGCAGCAGUGGAUCUGCACUACCGCCACCACCUCGAGUCCGGAGCCGCGCGAGACAGCUCCAAAGUUUGACAGGCAGGAGAUCUUCUGCGAUUCAAUCAAGACAGAUCCAAUUUCAUGGUUUCGCAAGUUCGAGCUCACACUGCAGCUCCACAACGUCAAGGAACUCAAGCACCACACAUACUUGUACUCUCGCUCAGGGGGCUCGUGCCAGGCUUGGUUGGACAACCUGUUGUCCAAAUACGGAGUGGUAGCUAACGACUUGCACACCAAGAUCACUUGGGAUGAUCUGAAGGCGGCGUGGCACAAGCGGUUCCAGGUGGAGCCGCCAAAGAUCAAAGCCAUGGACAAGCUCAUGGUCUUCGAGCAAGGCACGCUGCCGAGUAUGGACUGGAUCGCCGAGUACCAACGCUUGACGUCAGUCCCAGACAUCCAGAUGGGCUUCAAGGCCAUCUGCCACUACUUCAUCUCAAGGUCAUGUCCGACAUUGAGCAAUGCCCUGAUGCAUGUCGAGUACACCUUGACGACGACGGCGGAAUUAUUCGACAAGGCUGCGCAGAUCAUCAUCACGAACAAGGAGGCCAAGAACCUCCGUUCAUCUGUGUCAGGCCCGAGCAGGGACCAGCGUCGGCCAAGAGUGGCCGUGGUCGCAGCGGCAGCGCCGUUAGACCAAACCAGCGAGGUUGUAUCUGUCAGUGAAGGGGACAGAUUCGCAGCCGCCCGGGAAGGCUGUUUACUGAGACCGCAAUGCGCAGCACUUAGUGCUAAUCUUCACACUUACCUAUCCUUCUAUGCACCACCAACUUCGCCGACGGAUGACGAAGUCGCGGUGGGGGACAUCCUGGCGUAUAUUACCAAGGUGGCCCGCGAGUUUCGCACGCAGCGGUACGAUGACAACAACGCACCGCUCAUGUAUGUCCGCAUUCARGUUGGGCAAGCGUSCUGCAGCGCUUUGCUGGAUAGCGGCGCGUCUCGCAACUUCAUGAGCCAGUCUUUUAUGCAAAGGGCUGGCCUUGGCGCACAAGUUCGGAGGAAGGCAAACCCGACGGCGAUCAAGUUGGCGGAUGGUAAGACGCAACAACUUCUCGACCGUUACAUCGAGGCCGUACCGGUCUACUUCGCACCUCAUGCAUGCGAACCGGUGACAUUCGAUAUUCUCGACACGGACUUCGACAUCAUUUUGGGAAUGCCUUGGCUUGCAAGUGCGGAUCACACGGUCAACUUCCAUCGGCGGACUCUUAGCGUUCGCGACGCCUUCGACACGGAAGUGGCGUGUACUAUUCCUCUACCGCACACUUCAAUCCGGUGCCAAGUAGUGACGGCCAAAUCAUUCCGGGCGACUUGCGCUUACGAGCAGCCCGAGGAGAUCGGCCUAUAUUUCCUACGGACCGUCGUGGUAGCCGACUCUUCACCCACGGACUUGUCUUCGGACCCCCGUGUGGUACGGUUGCUGGACGAGUUUGCCGACAUCUUCGAGUCACCUACCGGUGUGGUGCCGGGUCGGCCGAUCUCUCAUGAGAUCAUUCUUGAGGUCGGUGCCGUGCCGCUGAAAGGUUGCAUCUAUCGGAUGAGCGAGGAGGAGCUUGAGGUCCUCCGCGCACAACUCGAUGAUUUGUUGGCCAAGGGCUGGAUCCGCCCGAGUAGCUCCCCAUAUGGAUCACCAGUUCUCUUCGUCAGGAAGAAGAACAAGGAUCUACGAUUGUGAUAUCAUCAAAUCUCCAUCCAGCCGAACGAUCGCUACAAGACCGUGUUCAAGACGUGGUACGGGCAUUUUGAGUGGGUGGUCAUGCCUUUUGGCCUCACCAACGCCCCGGCGACCUUUCAGGCGACGAUGACCAAUGAGUUUCGUGCAAUGUUGGACCGGUUCGUGCUGGUUUACUUAGACGAUAUUCUCGUCUAUAGCUGGUCAUUGGAGGAUCAUCUGGGGCAUCUUCGACAAGUGUUGGAGACGCUCCGCCGCGCCAAGUACAAGGCCAACCGUGACAAGUGUGAAUUUGUCCGGCAAGAGCUGAAAUACUUGGGCCAUUUUGUCACACCGGAGGGCAUCAGUCCGCUAUCGGACAAGAUUCAGGCCGUCCAAGAGUGGCCGGAGCCUCGGAACGUCACAGAUGUCCGCUUGUUCCUCGGUCUUAUCGGCUACUAUCAGCGCUUUAUCAAAGGCUACUCAAAGAUCGCGGCCCACUUGAACAAGCUUCAGUACGAGGAUCGGCCGUUUGACUUCGGAGAGGAGGCGCGCGGAUCAUUCUUCGCUCUCAAAGCCGCGCUAUUGUCUGCGGAGGUCUUGCGGAUAUACGACCCGCUUGCGCCUACGCACGUCACUACGAAUGCGUCAGGCUAUGGCAUUGGUGCAGUCCUCGAGCAACAUGAUGGUGUGGUCUGGCACCCGGUCGAGUACUUCAGCAAGAAAGAGCCCCUCGUGCAUUCCAUUGACGAUGCACGUAAGAAGGAGCUCCUCGCCUUCGUCCACGCACUCAAGCGGUGGCGGCACUUCCUCCUUGGUCGAAGCCAAUUUCGAUGGGUAAUGUACAACAAUCCGUUGCUCUUCUACAAGACCCAAGACACCAUCAACAGCACCAUCGCUCGAUGGAUGACUUUCAUCGACCAGUUCGACUUCUUUCCCGAUCACAUUCCCGGGAAGUCGAACCGUUUUGCGGAUGCUCUCUCACGGUGUCCGGAUCAUUGUACCGCAGUCUACUCGACCUUCGAGAUUGACGACGACCUGCGGAACAGCUUCAUCCGCGGCUACCAAGCCGACCCCGAGUUUCGCGACAAGUACGCGAAUUGCUCCUCUCCUAAUCGGCUCCUUCUCACUACCGGAUCCAAGAGGGGUACUUGCUUGUCCACACGCGGGGGAAGGACCUUCUUUGCGUACCGAGUGAUCCUCACUUGCGUACACGGCUUCUUGGCGAGUUCCACGACGCUCCCGCCACUAGACAUUUCGGAGUCAAUCGCACGAUUGGCCGACUUCGCCAGCGAUUUUGGUGGCCCGACCUUCUCGGCGAUGUCACGCGCUAUUGCGAGUCAUGCGAGGGAAGCGAUUGCCAUGGACAUUACCGGCCCGUUCCCCAAGCACAAGACGGGAGUGGAUGGGAUUCUCACGGUGGUCGACCGACUCACCAAGUUCGCCAUGUUUUUGCCUUGUCGCUAUCAUGCCAAGGCAACGGAGUUGGCCGAGGUUCUUUACGCCGAUUGGAUUCGCACCAAGGGUUACCCCAAGGAGAUCGUCUGCGACCGCGACAUUCGGUUCAUGUCCGAUUUUUGGUUUGAGCUCAUCAAGCGAUGGGGCUCAUCUCUCAAGCCCAGUUCAGCUCGCCACCCUCAGACCGAUGGCCAGACGGAAAGGGCGCAUCAAACCGCACAGGUUCUCCUUCGCACGCUCAUCCGCCCCGACCAGAAAGACUGAGUUGAGCGACUGCCGGACAUCGAGUUGGCCUACAACUCUCAUAUCCACCCGGCUAUUGGGAUAUCACCCUUCGAGU
Molecule: messenger RNA, 4117 nt
Organism: Chara braunii
Lineage: Eukaryota; Viridiplantae; Streptophyta; Charophyceae; Charales; Characeae
Source: the annotation of a GenBank genome assembly